AUGCUUUUGCAUCAGCUGCACGGAUGGUUUUCGGAAAAAAUCUUGCCUUCUGCGGCAUUUAGCGGGAAGUCGCUGCUCCGGAAGCCUGCAAGAAGAUGCCGCAUGGCAAGCGUUGGAAAAAUGCAAUCGCUUAUGCUUGCGAUGCUAGCAGAUCUGGGGUUACCUCAGACAAUGUCCGCAGGCGGGGAUCACACUUGUGCCGUUGGGACUGACGGCCACCUUGUUUGCUUUGGACGAAACCAUGACGGGCAGUGCAAUGUGCCAGACAAUUUGGGGCCCGUUAUGGCUGUCUCAGCAGCUGCAUCUCACACAUGCGCAGUGAAAGUGGAUGGUCAACUAGUAUGUUUUGGCAAUAACCAUGACUUCCAGUGCGACGUGCCACCCAAUUUGGGACCAGUUGUUGCAGUUGCCGUGGGUAAUCAUCACAGCUGCGCUGUGCAAGCAGAUGGUCAGCUUGUUUGCUUUGGCCUCAACAAGUUUGGCCAGUGCGAUGUGCCAAAAGCGCUGGGACAAGUUCGGUCAGUUUCUGCUGGGGGCCAUCAUACCUGCGCUGUGACAGCAGAUGGUCGGCUGGUUUGCUUUGGGAUGGAGUUUCAUGGUCAAUGCAAGGUGCCACAGAAUGUAGAGCCAGUCCUGGCCGUGUCUGCAGGCAGUAGCCACACCUGCGCAUUAAGAGCAAAUGGUCACCUUGUCUGUUUUGGCCAUAAUAAGUACGGCCAGUGCGAUGUUCCAGACGGUUUGGGCCCAGUUCGUUCUUUUUCUGCGGGGACUGGCUACACCUGCGCGGUGAGCACAGAUGGGCGGCUAUUCUGCUUUGGCAGAGAUGACCAAGGUCAGUGCGAUGUUCCGGAAGGUGCUGGUCAAAUUGCUUCAGUUUCUGCAGCUGUUGAACACUCUUGCGCAGUGAGACUAGAUGGGAAGCUGGCAUGCUUUGGUUCAAACAACUUCGAUCAGUGCAACGUGCCAGACAACGUGGAUAUGGUCCUGGCCACCUGA
Symbiodinium pilosum is the source of this 996-nucleotide messenger RNA. The record is from the annotation of a GenBank genome assembly. NCBI's taxonomy places the organism in Eukaryota, Dinophyceae, Suessiales, Symbiodiniaceae.